This is a messenger RNA of Mya arenaria, 2810 nucleotides long. RefSeq lists its product as uncharacterized. The transcript has 4 exons. NCBI's taxonomy places the organism in Eukaryota, Metazoa, Mollusca, Bivalvia, Myida, Myidae. The record is from RefSeq and is a predicted model, not a curated record. Gene Ontology annotation, biological process: proteolysis; apoptotic process. Gene Ontology annotation, cellular component: cytoplasm. Bases 424 to 2322 code for a protein of 632 amino acids.
AUUUCAGCAUAUGACAACGAUUCAUUGAGUUGGGACAGGAAGAAUUUACUUCAAGGGAUAUAUGAUUGUGACUGUUUGUUGACCGAAUGAUUAGUUGACCUCAAUAUUGAUUAAAUCUACCAAUGCAAGCAUUAUGUUCUAUACAUGAGUUUAACAAAGUUCUUUCAUAGUGGAAUGUGUGAUUUAAAUAUUUAUUAGUAAGGUGAUUUCAGAAGCUAUAACUUAGAUCGCGUUUCACCGAUUUCCAAUAUAAAAAGAACAUUAUCUACGCUUGAUACAAAUUUGUCCAAACCUUAACAUCAAGUGCACUGAACAUAAGAUAACCAACGCAGUAAACUGAAGAUCACAUAGUUUCAGUCUUUCGGUAACAAUUGAUAACACUACAGUGGUGAACGCGGAAGGUUAAACAAAUAAAACGAUACGAUGAAUAACCAGAAAGAGGAGAGUAAAUUUGGAAAGCCACAACCGAAUGAUUCACAUGGAGAUUCCGAAAAUGGGCAAGCCCAUGAUAUUGACGUAAUGCGAUCAUAUGAUUCUGAUAUUGGGAAUAUUGGAGAUCGAUCAACGGAAAUCCGAGAAAAAGAAUAUAAAGAGUUAGCGAUUGAUUUUAAUCAGUCAGUUAGUGACAUAAACAGAACAGAAAACAGUCAAGAGCAUAAAAUGACCAAAGAAGAAAAGAUAGACAACCGGGGAUCUGAAGAGGGAGACGAAGGAAUAAUAUAUAAUCAACCUAUUGAGAGAGAAAGUAUGGGUCUUGAAAGUGACUUACCAGAAGAAGACGAAAUUAUUGGCGAGGACCAGCCCGAUGGCAUUAAAAAGAUUAUGAGAAAGGCUGCAAAGGCAAUAGCAUGCGGACUUAAACCAAAAACAAAAGACGAAGAUAAGACGCCAUAUAGUCAACAUUUCAAAGACAGAUAUGCCGUCUCUCCAGAAACUGGUUCGAUGGAAUCAAACUUUGAAAGAGGAAUGCCUCCAACUGAUACAGGACAAGAAUUCGACGAAAGGCUUAGCUACCGCAGAGCAGUAUCGGCAGGAACCGUCCAAAGGAUGAAAGAAACACACAUAAAAAGCAGCCAGCAUACUUCACACACAGUUCCAGUAGCUCUGAAUGAAAUUGAAAUGUAUGAGCCACACGCAAGCAACACACAUAUUCCUCAACCAAGUGAGACUCCUACAAUGGCUGAUGAUGAUUCCGAGGAUGUGUACAAUUUUAACCAUCCUACGCGUGGAUAUAUGGUAAUUAUUGUGAAUGACAGAUUUAAACAUCAACCAUUUAGAGAUGGUGCAGAGUGUGAUUUAAGACAUAUGAAAGAAAUGGCAAGAAAACUCGGUUAUAGGAUACAAAAUACCCAUUUUUGUAAAAAUCUUACACAAUUUGAAACGAUCGGUGUGCUAAAAAAUGCCAAAACAGCAGAUCAUAGCCAAUGCGAUAGCUUUGCUCUCAUGAUCAGUACACACGGACUUGAGCAGCCGAACAGUAAAGCCAGAGGGAAGAUGGACCAUGCCCUCGUUUGUGCAGACGACAAGAUGAUUUUCACAAGCACAAUUACAGAGAUGUUCAAUGAUGAAAAUUGUCCAACACUGAAAGGGAAACCAAAACUGUUCUUCAUCCAGGCUUGCAGAGGAGAAAACCUAGAUUCUGGAAGCACUAUACGCAUUUUAGGACCAGAGAGUACCGCAGAUAAGAAACGAGGAAAGUCUACAGAUCCACAUGAUCACCCACGUCAUCCAUCAUUGGACGAGUCAGACGUGACAGGACGUGGAGACACUUGGGCUGCCUCCUCAUCCUGUGGUCUCUGGAGUCCGCCUAUCAUCCAGACAAUAAACAUCCCACAUAUUCAUCAAGUGACGGAACACGUCCCGACUAUAGCGCCGUCCAUGACAGAACCGUUGAAACACCAUGACAAAGUGUCAGUCGGCCAUACAUCUCGUCAUCUUCCAAGAGCGCCUGAGGUCAAACCCUUCCCAAUUGUUGACACUCCUUCACUACAAUGUGAGAACGAUCAGCUUGUGUUCUUUGCCAUUCCACCCGGUAUGUUCGCCUGGAGGAACACUGUCGACGGAUCAUGGAUGAUCUCUUACAUGUACACACUUCUGAUGUCUCUUAAAGCUACUCGACCCAUCAAUCUUCUGUCCCUCCUUACAAAAGUAUCCGCCCGGAUGGCAUCAAGGACAACCAAUGUGCCUUCCAACUGGAAACUUCAUGAAAAGAUGGCGAUCUCUGUGAUUGAGCACAGACUCACAAAGGACGUUAUUUUCACACAAAAAGCGCCAAUGUCAUCAUGGCAACGCGAUGAAAGAAAUCAUCCAUUAUUUUAUUAAUGUGAACAUGAGCCAUGUGACUGGUUAUAUACAUUUAUAGCUGUAGAUAGUAACAGGGUGUUUGUUACUUUACGAAAAAACAUAUACUUAUGGAUGAUGCAAUUUUUCGGAGGGUAAUCUAUAAUAAAAUGUCAAUAUAUUGCCGCUUUUCAGCAAUGUUAUGCUGUGACACAAGAGCCAAAAUACGUGUUAAAGUCAUUUAACUCGGGGAAAUAUUGCAAACAUGAUUUUAUAUAAAAUUCUGUUGAUGAUUUUUUAUCAACUUUAGACACGUAUAACUAUAUUUUUAAAGAGUACUUAGUACAUGUGUUUUUAUUUUAUUCAUUUAGUAACAACAUUUAAAAUGCUGUUAGAUUUGCUCAUUUUCGUAAUGUGUUCUUAUAUUGUAAGGGUACGCAGUGUUUAUUUCUUAUUUUAUUAUCUUUUUUUAGACUUUACAUAACAAAACUAUUUCUAACUUACUGAUUUCAAUAAAGAAUAAAUCUGUU